Molecule: messenger RNA, 2944 nt
Organism: Poecilia latipinna (sailfin molly)
Lineage: Eukaryota; Metazoa; Chordata; Actinopteri; Cyprinodontiformes; Poeciliidae
Product: A disintegrin and metalloproteinase with thrombospondin motifs 10-like
Exons: 18
Coding region: 499-2832 (777 amino acids)
Biological process (GO): proteolysis; extracellular matrix organization
Cellular component (GO): extracellular matrix
Molecular function (GO): metalloendopeptidase activity
Source: RefSeq, a predicted model, not a curated record
GAACUCGAACUUUAUUCUGAAAGGACUUGGGAUCGUUUCCUGUUUGUGCUUCGGGGCAACUUGACGAAACUUUCUCGGCUCUCUGGUUCUGUAAAGUUAAAGGAGUCGAGGUUUAGUUUGCCGCCGCCGGCGCCGCCUCCUCUCCGCUCGGCUGCAGGGGGACAGAGGACAGACUCUCACCAGACUCUCCUGCAAGGGGACACGGGCAGGGCAGCGGAGAGAGGCCGAAAAGCUGCCAGCGCUGCUGCUUCACCCCCAUUGCAGAAGUCAAGUCUGGUGUUUUCUCCGUCUAUGAGGAGCUUCGCCAUCGCUCAGUGACAGACAGACACGCUGUAGGUGCAGAGAGUCUCUGAUCAUCCUGCAGCCAUGGCCCAACCGAGCGCUGAGCUGUCCCUCUGCUAGGCGACGGGGCAUCCGACAGGGCAGGAGACAUGUUGGGACAGAGGACCGAGGACCACCGCACUGAAGUCUGUUACUAUAGCAAAUACUGUAGUAACCAUGGAAAAGCUAUGGAGGACUGCUCUGGUCUGCACUGUCGUCAUCCUGGUUGCCACCAAGUUCACAGGAGGUCACAAAGAUGAGUUUUCUAAAUCACAAGCUGCUUUCCUGUCCAGCCUAGGCCAGUAUGAGAUCGCCAUCCCAGUACGUGUAGGACCAAAUGGCGAGAUGCUGGACACAGACAGGACAAAAUACCACCAAAGAAGAAGACGAAGCACUGAAGACAGGCUGCCUGACUCUCUCUUCUACCAGCUGUCCACGUCGCAGAACAACUUCCUGCUGAACCUGACGCUGCAGGGAGGCCUGCUGUCCCGCCAGUUUAGGGUGGAGUACUGGAAGAGGGGCCAGCUAGCCUGGAGCCACCCGUACUCUCCCCAUUGUCAUUACACGGGUCACCUCCAGGACCAGCCGCACUCUAGCAAAGUUGCCCUGAGCAACUGCAACGGCCUGCAGGGGGUGAUUGUUGCAGGGGGAGAGGAGUACCUCAUUGAACCGCUUGUCUCACCAGAUAACCAAACCCGGACAGAGAGGGGGGAGAGGACAGAAGGGCGCCCCCAUGUGGUUUACAAACGCUCAUCUCUGCGCUAUCAGUACAAGGGCCGCUCCUGCGGGGUCAUUGACGAGAAGCCAAUGAAAGGCGCGUCGUGGUGGCAGCGGACCCUGAAGACGCCGCCUCACCAUGUCGGCCGCGGCCAGCUGCCCCUGAAGCGCUCGGUCAGUCAGGAGCGCUACGUGGAGACGCUGGUGGUGGCCGACAAGAUGAUGGUGGGAUACCACGGCCGCAGGGACAUCGAGCAGUACAUCCUGGCCGUCAUGAAUAUUGUUGCCAAACUGUUCCAUGAUUCUAGCCUGGGGAAUGCAGUCAACAUCGUGGUGACACGACUCAUCCUGCUCAUGGAAGACCAGCCAACACUGGAGAUCAACCAUCAUGCUGGGAAGUCAUUGGACAGUUUCUGUAAGUGGCAGAAAACGAUCCAGCACCGCAGCAGCAGCUACGGGAACGCCAUCCCGGACAACGGCAUCGCUCACCACGACACCGCCGUGCUCAUCACCAGGUACGACAUCUGCAUCCAGAAAAACAAGCCCUGUGAAACUCUAGGUCUAGCUCCGGUGGGAGGGAUGUGUGAGCCAGAGAGGAGCUGCAGCAUCAACGAAGACAUCGGUCUGGGAACAGCCUUCACCAUCGCCCAUGAGAUCGGUCACACGUUUGGGAUGAACCAUGACGGGAUGGGAAACGCCUGCGGGCCGCGCAGCCAGGAGACCGCAAAGCUGAUGGCUGACCACAUCACCAUGAAGACAAACCCGUUCAUCUGGUCGGCCUGCAGCCGGGAUUACAUCACCAGCUUCCUGGACUCAGGUUUGGGCUCCUGUCUGAACAACAUGCCGCCAAAGCAGGAGUUUGUUUACCCCACCACCGCCCCGGGUCAGGCCUACGACGCAGACGAGCAGUGCCGCUUCCAGUACGGUAUCCGAUCCCGGCAGUGUAAAUAUGCGGAAGUCUGCAGCGAACUUUGGUGCAUGAGUAAGAGCAACCGCUGCAUCACCAGCAGUAUACCUGCAGCAGAGGGAACCAUCUGUCAGACUAACACCAUAGAGAAAGGGUGGUGCUUCAAACGGGUGUGUGUUGCAUAUGGGACUCGUCCAGAGGGGGUGGAUGGAGGCUGGGGUCUGUGGUCCGCCUGGGGGGAGUGCAGCAGGACCUGUGGAGGUGGAGUCUCCUCCUCCGUCAGACACUGCGACAGCCCCAGGCCAACCAUCGGAGGAAAAUACUGUCUGGGAGAAAGAAAACGCUUCAGGUCCUGCAAUAUUGAUGAGUGUCCUGCAGGCUGCAGGGACUUCAGAGAGAUCCAGUGCUCUGACUUUGAUAGCACUCCUUUCAGGGGAAAGUUUUACACCUGGAAACCGUACAGAGGAGGUGGGGUGAAGCCCUGCUCUCUCAACUGCCUCGCCGAAGGAUACAACUUCUACACGGAGCGAGCUCCCGCCGUGGUGGACGGCACGCCGUGCCGAGACGACUCUCUGGAUGUUUGUGUAAACGGAGAGUGCAAGCACGUGGGCUGCGAUCGUGUGCUCGGGUCGGACGUGCGUGAAGAUCGCUGUCGGAUCUGCGGCGGCGAUGGGAGCAGCUGCACCUCGGUGGAGGGAGUCUUCAACGACUCGCUGCCUGAAGGAGGUAGAAAUCAAAACGCUUCACCUGUUAUCCUUCUGCUUUCAUCAUCCAAGUAUAGUCAAUCCAGGCUAGAAUCAAAUAAAAGAAAGUAUUUCAGUUUAAUUUCAACUUUGGAGCAAGUGUUCAUCUUCCCAGAGGUUAGACGGGAAGCUUUCACCAUUUGAAGGUAUGCAACACAGUCUGUAGUUGAGGAAAUAUGCAUAUCUGGCUUUUGCUAUCUUGGAGAGAUGGAUUCUGGGCAAAUCAGAAGAUGAAAACAUACUUUCAUAAUCAUGU